Molecule: messenger RNA, 2822 nt
Organism: Coccidioides posadasii C735 delta SOWgp
Lineage: Eukaryota; Fungi; Ascomycota; Eurotiomycetes; Onygenales; Onygenaceae
Source: RefSeq, a predicted model, not a curated record
GUUUUGGUGAUAUUUGUUCGAGGUUCCAGAUGCUUUUGACACCCCGCCAAAUUGCAGUUCAGAGAGCAUAAUUUAGGCUUUUUCUUUGGUCAUGGCGUAACUCUCAGGCGUACGGCAGCCCAUACGAUCUUUUCCGUGAAGCUUUUUCGUCAUUUCUCACAUCAACCCUCCCAGCACGCGACCUCCUCCGUUUGCCAACCCCUGAUAUCUGAUUUCCGAAGGGCAAUUCGAGUAGAGAAAGGAGCUCUUUCUGGCCGGAGACGAGGCACACGAGCCCAACAGCAAUCUCGGCACAUCCUCGCAGCCGCCUGGACCCCCAGGCUGCUCCCGCUGACAACCCACAUUGACCUUCGUCCUCCACCUCACUUCGCCCUCCUCCAUCCCCCGACACAAUCUCCCCUUCAAACUCUUUCACAACAACACAAAUCCUUUCUCCCCACGUAAUCCUCCCACCCAACACCCCCGGGAACCUCGCGACCACGCUCCUCUCACGCCCAAUCGACAUUGCUCGCUCCAUCGACCGAGGUUGCACCCAUAAGACGACACACACAAGAAACAACGCCUUACCUGGACUUGACAACACUUGAAAGAUGGGUCAGACUUUGAGUGAGCCUGUGGUUGAGAAAAACUCUGAAGAAGGCUCUGAUGAGUGUGUUAUCUAUGGCCUUUCUGCCAUGCAAGGAUGGCGCAUCAGCAUGGAAGAUGCUCACUCUGCCGUGCUUGACCUUCAAGCAAAGUACCUGGCUAAAGACCACCACCCAACAGACCCAAGUAAACGCCUGUCUUUCUUUGGUGUUUAUGACGGGCAUGGAGGUGAACAGAUGGCCCUGUACGCGGGGAAAAACGUCUCAAGAAUUGUUACCAACCAGGAGACAUUCGCGCGUGGAGAUAUAGAACAGGCGCUGAAAGAUGGAUACCUUGCAACUGACCGCGCCAUUCUUGAAGAUCCUAAUUAUGAAGAAGAAGUUUCAGGCUGCACUGCAGCUGUGGCUAUUGUCUCAAAGGAUAAGAUCAGAGUUGCAAACGCAGGUGAUUCCAGAUCUGUUUUAGGUGUCAAGGGUCGUGCGAAGCCGCUCUCCUUUGAUCAUAAGCCCCAGAAUGAAGGUGAAAAGGCAAGAAUUAGUGCGGCUGGCGGUUUUGUUGACUUUGGUCGUGUCAAUGGCAACCUUGCUCUAUCCCGCGCCUUGGGGGAUUUUGAAUUCAAGAAAAGUCCGGAUCUGUCGCCUGAACAGCAAAUUGUGACUGCUUAUCCUGAUGUCACCACUCAUGAGAUAACUGAAGAUGACGAGUUUCUCGUUAUUGCCUGCGACGGAAUCUGGGACUGCCAGUCGUCUCAGGCUGUUGUCGAAUUUGUUCGACGUGGAAUUGCCGCAAAGCAGGAAUUGCACCGGAUUUGCGAGAACCUCAUGGAUAAUUGUCUGGCUUCCAACAGUGAGACCGGUGGUGUUGGUUGUGACAAUAUGACUAUGAUCAUUGUCGGUUUUCUCAAUGGUAAAACGAAAGAAGAGUGGUAUAACAUGAUUGCUGAACGGGUUGCAAACAACGAUGGACCCUGCGCUCCUCCGGAGUAUGCUCAAUUUCGAGGUCCUGGCGUUCGACGUCAAUUCGAUGACAGCCCUGAUGAAUACGAUCCAGGACUUGAUAGCCGGCCAACCGGUCGCAGCGGCAGAAUCAUCCUCCUCGGUGAUGGUACCGAAUUGCUGACCGAUAUGGGAGAUGGAGAGAUGUUCGAAAAUGGGGACAGAGUCUCUGAGCAAGAGUCUACGCGUGAAGUCACUAGCUCUGUUGAUGAACCGAGAAACGAACGUAAGGGCACUCCCGGACCUCAGACCAAUCACGUUGCUCACUCCAAUGGCCCAAGCAACGGAUUGACAGCGGAAGCAAGCACCACCGAGAUGAAUCCUCCAGCCCCAGCUGGAGUCGAGCAGUCUGCCAAUGCGUCUACCACCGAAGAGCAACCGAAAACCACCUAAAAUGCGUCCGUCUUCUUUCAGUUUAUUCUUCGAAAGUAAUGAUUCUGCAUUAACCAGUGUUGGGGGUAUUUGACAUGAGCUCGAGCUUUGUGACCUUUUCGUGAUGGAUUUUUCUUCUCCUUUUUCCAUUUCUUUGCUUCUUGUACUUGCUGAUUAUUUUCCCCUGGGCUUCCGUGGCGUGCUUGCGGAGGCCUCAUGACGAAUACAACUUUCGACUACAUACGUGAGCCUUCGGCGCUGCCGUGCACGUAUGCUAUGCCCUUGUCACCAGCUUUUUCGACUUUUCUUUUCCUCUAUGAAUGCAUUUCCUGUCUUGCCAAAGGAGGUUAUUCGAUGAAUGAAUGAGACUCGCAUGAAACGACGGGGACCGGGUGGAUGAAGGCCAAUUAGGUUACUUGCUUUCUGAUAUCGUGGAGGGGUUCCAUCCAUUUUUCCUAUUCUCUUCCUUUGUUCCCUUUUUCUUUUUGUGUUCCCUUUCAUUGUCCGUUAUCACCCUGUCGAGGCGUUUACAUGGGUUAAUUUAAUCUUCGAGUGUGCAAGCUGAGGAUAAAUAGCCUUCUUCCCAUUUUACCCUUGUGUCCACUGUUUACCCUAUCUUACAGAAAUUCCCGGCACCAAGCCCACGCUGUUGCAAAGGGAAACGGUUUCUGCUUGAGGAGGUAGCAUACUUUCUUUGAACGGGCCGUGUUUAUUUGGUCAAGCGCUGAGGCGUGAAGAAUGCAGCGAUCCCACAGGCAGGUUGUCGUAAACUCGUCUGUGCGAGCUUGCAAAUCCAACCCGCGACGAUUCUAUAGACACUAUGUAUCAGUCUUCUUAAGAUGAGGAGCAAUCAGAGCAAAUCAAUUUCUC